Molecule: messenger RNA, 874 nt
Organism: Lasiosphaeria miniovina
Lineage: Eukaryota; Fungi; Ascomycota; Sordariomycetes; Sordariales; Lasiosphaeriaceae
Product: PUA-like domain-containing protein
Exons: 2
Coding region: 212-676 (154 amino acids)
Source: RefSeq, a predicted model, not a curated record
AGCUAAUUAGGUACAGACCGAGGUUGUGUGCAUGUGUGUAACGAAGCAAAGUUUCAACUCAGACUCAAGAACGAGAGGCAUAUAAACCUCAAGACAUGAACGUCGUUGUAACCCAAGUUUGAGUUCAGCCAUCGGUAAAAGUCUGGAGUAUUACCCAAAUCAAAGUUUAACCAAGGGGCAAAAAACAAAUAGUCUCUCACUCCCACUCACAAUGUCCGCCGUGGACCCCAGCCGCCCCGACAUUGUCGCCUUCAUGGCCAAGGACAUCUUCAACUUCAGCGGAGACAACGCAGCACUAGCCGACGAGAAACUGGCACUGGCGAUCCAGGGCAAGAAGUCAGCAACCACUUCGUGGCCCAUUCCGGACCCCAUGCACUGGGGCGUCGGUGACCUGUCCAUCAUUCUCGACGGCAACGGAGCCCCGGGCGCCGUCAUGCGCACCACGUCCUUCGUUCGCUGCCUCUUCCGCGACGUCGCCGAGGACUUUGCCCUUGCCGAGGCCGAGGGCGACUACAACGAGUACAGGGAAGGGCACAUCUGGUUCUACAACGCCGAGGAGCAGAAGAAGCCCGAGGCGCAGAGGCAGCUGUUUGGCGACGACAGUAUGGUGCUCUGCGAGCGGUUCGAGGUCAUCUACCCGCCUAAGCCUGCAGAGGUACGAAAGGAGGCGGCUUGACGCUGCGAUCCAUGGCUAAACGGCCUUCGACUGAAAAUAUAGGAUGAUGCAUGCAUGGGGUUUUGUUCAUAAUAGAAGAAGAAAGAAAAAAAAGAAGGAAUAAGAAUACAUCAUUCAUCACUUCACAAGAUGCGCGGAGGGCUGCGAAGCUCAAUUGCAUUGUGCAAUUUUGGCGUUUGGGGCAGUUGUGUCGGAUGU